GCCCUCUCCAUUAAACUCCCUCUUCUCUUUCUUCUGCUUCCUUCACUCUCAUCUGGGGUCCUCUUAGAUGCUUCUUUUAACCCUACCCAUUUCCCCCUUUUGACGGAUUUUUCUUCUAUCUUGUUUUUGGGGAUCUCUCUGUUUUUCUCUUCACCGGAAUUAAUGGCGUUUUCCGACGAGAACAAUGCCAACUUGAUCAAGCCCACUUCAUUUCGUCCAGGAGGAGGAGGGAUGGAGAAGAGUGGGAGGGCAUUUGGGCAGGAGAUUAGUAGAGUUAACAAUAAUCGGAGAGCUCUUAAUGCCAUUAAUCAGAAUUCUGUGGUGAAUCAAGCUUACCCAUGUGUUGUUAACAAGAGAGUCCUCUCAGGAAAGCAAGAGAUUUGCGAGAAGAAGCAGGUUGAUCCAUUUCAUAGACCCAUUACAAGGAAGUUUGCUGCUCAAAUUGCUAGUAGUCAACAGCUUCAUCAUCCUCAGGAAAAUAAUAAGCCUAACUCAUUUCUUACAAACUCAAAUGCAUUUGGACAUUCCAUAUUUGUAGACGAGGAUUGCAAAACAGCAGAAAAUGACAAUCCAGUUCCUAUGUUCUUGGAGAAAUCAGAACCAUCAUUGCCUCAGGAAGCAAGCCAGAUGGAGGAGGUUGAAAUGGAGGAUAUAGCAGAAGAAGAAGACCCGGUAAUCAACAUUGACAAUGUAGAUUCCGACAACCCGCUUGCCGUUGUCGAGUACGUGGAUGAUCUCUACGCUCACUAUAGAAAAAUUGAGAGUUCAAGCUGUGUUCCCCCAAAUUACAUGACCAAACAAAUUGACAUUAAUGAGAAGAUGAGAGCUAUACUAAUUGAUUGGCUUAUAGAGGUUCAUGACAAGUUUGAUCUCAUGGGAGAAACUUUGUUUCUCACUGUGAAUCUCAUAGACAGAUUUUUGGCACAAAAAACAGUAGUGAGAAAGAAGCUUCAGCUGGUUGGUUUGGUUUCUAUGCUAUUAGCUUGCAAAUAUGAGGAAGUUUCUGUCCCUGUUGUGGGUGAUUUGAUUCUUAUUUCUGAUAAAGCUUACUCUAGAAAGGAAGUUCUUGAAAUGGAGACAGUAAUACUCAACUGUUUGCAGUUUAAUAUGUCAGUUCCCACACCCUUUGUUUUCCUCCAAAGGUUCCUUAAAGCUGCUCAAUCUGACAAAAAGCUCGAACUAAUGGCAUUCUUCUUGAUCGAACUCUCGCUCGUCGAGUAUGAAAUGCUGAGGUUCCCACCCUCUCUGCUAGCGGCGGCAGCAAUUUACACAGCGCAAUGUACUCUCACCAGAGUCGAUGGUUGUUGGAGCCGAACCUGCGAGUGGCAUUCCAGCUACUCAGAAGAUCAGCUCCUAGAAUGCUCGAGACUAAUGGUGGGGUUCCAUCAAAAGGCGGCGACGGGGAAACUCACCGGAGUUCAUAGGAAGUACUGUACAUCAAAAUUUAACUACACGGCAAAAUGUGAACCUGCACAUUUUCUUUUGCAGACUCAGCAAUAGCCACAACAGAACAGAACAUGUAUAGUGUUCUUACUAACAACAUUACAUGAAUGUUCAAAAUUUGGGCGACGGGGCAGGGAUGAUCGAUCAGUCGGCCGGUCGGAGGCGACUACGGUGGCAGGAUAGGGCACAACAACACAAUAAUGGAGGUGAACAACCAGAUGGUUGCUUUCCAAUGUUGGUCAUUAUUUGUUCUUUUAUUGUAUGUUCAUUUUGUUUUUCAUUCAACAGCAAUGAGAUGACAAAACUAUAUAUAAUUUCAUUUGACAAAGAAUAAUGUUGGCCUUUUUGGCAUAAA
Messenger RNA from Benincasa hispida (wax gourd), 1798 nucleotides. RefSeq names its product G2/mitotic-specific cyclin-1-like. Gene Ontology annotation, biological process: mitotic cell cycle phase transition. The record is from RefSeq and is a predicted model, not a curated record. Lineage: Eukaryota; Viridiplantae; Streptophyta; Magnoliopsida; Cucurbitales; Cucurbitaceae. Gene Ontology annotation, molecular function: cyclin-dependent protein serine/threonine kinase regulator activity.